GCGCGGAGGGAGGUGAGCGGCGCGGAGCCGGCAGGCAAGGAGGAGGCCGGCGAGGGAGGCCCCGCCCCCGCCUCUCCGAGCCGGCUCCUCGCCGCCGCCGAACCCGCUCACUUUGCCUCUCGCCUCUGGACGGCUGCGGGGCAGCUGCCCGAGCUGCGGCGGGCGGGAGCGCCUCCCGGGACCUGGAGUCUUCCGCACGGCGCCUCCCCUCGGCGCCCGCGCCCCUCAGGGAGGACGGCGCCGCCGCCUUGGAGAGGGCACCCCGGCAUCGCAGGGGGCAUCCCCGGGCGCGAGGGGCGGCGGCGCCAACACAGACUCAUUCCUAGCCAGUGGGGCUCAGCGCUGGCGCCGGAGGGGACUCCCCGGCCACCCGCAGGUACUGCCGCGCGGAAGGCGCGCUGCUAGCAGCGACGCUGGGCUGCCGAGGAGGUUAAAGCUGAGGGGCCCCGGGCCGGUGCGGGGCAGAGAGGAGCCCCGAGGGAGAGCGGGCCCCGACGGCGCUCUCCCCGGUCUGCCCGAGGCAGGCAGGCCCCACGCGGCGGCCGGGCGACCCUUGAGCUGAGGGUCCCCAGGGCAGCCAGCCAUGACCUUCGGGCGCAGCGGGGCGGCCUCGGUGGUACUGAACGUGGGCGGCGCCCGGUACUCGCUGUCUCGGGAGCUGCUCAAGGACUUCCCGCUACGCCGUGUGAGUCGGCUGCACGGCUGUCGCUCGGAACGCGACGUGCUCGAGGUGUGCGACGACUACGACCGUGAGCGCAACGAGUACUUUUUCGACCGGCACUCGGAGGCCUUCGGCUUCAUCCUGCUCUACGUGCGCGGCCACGGCAAGCUGCGCUUCGCGCCGCGGAUGUGCGAGCUCUCCUUCUACAAUGAGAUGAUCUACUGGGGCCUGGAGGGCGCGCACCUCGAGUACUGCUGCCAGCGCCGCCUCGACGACCGCAUGUCCGACACCUACACCUUCUACUCUGCGGAAGAACCGGGCGCGCUGGGCCGCGACGAGGUGCGACCCGGCGGGGCCGAGGCGGCUCCCUCCAGGCGCUGGCUGGAGCGCAUGCGGAGGACUUUUGAGGAGCCCACGUCGUCGCUGGCCGCUCAGAUCCUGGCCAGCGUGUCCGUGGUGUUCGUGAUUGUGUCCAUGGUGGUGCUGUGCGCCAGCACGCUGCCCGACUGGCGCGCAGCAGCCGCUGACAACCGCAGCCUGGAUGACCGGAGCAGGUACUCCGCCGUCCCUGGGAGGGAGCCCUCCGGGAUAAUUGAAGCUAUCUGCAUAGGGUGGUUCACUGCAGAGUGCAUCGUGAGGUUCAUCGUCUCCAGAAACAAGUGUGAGUUUGUCAAGAGACCCCUGAACAUCAUUGACUUACUGGCAAUCACGCCAUAUUACAUCUCCGUGCUAAUGACAGUAUUUACAGGGGAGAACUCUCAGCUGCAAAGGGCUGGAGUCACCUUGAGGGUGCUCAGAAUGAUGAGGAUUUUUUGGGUGAUUAAGCUGGCCCGUCACUUCAUUGGUCUUCAGACACUUGGUUUGACUCUCAAGCGAUGUUACCGAGAGAUGGUUAUGUUACUUGUCUUCAUUUGUGUUGCCAUGGCAAUCUUUAGUGCACUUUCUCAGCUUCUUGAACAUGGGUUGGACCUGGAAACAUCCAACAAGGACUUUGCCAGCAUCCCCGCUGCCUGCUGGUGGGUGAUUAUCUCUAUGACUACAGUUGGCUAUGGAGAUAUGUAUCCUAUCACAGUGCCUGGAAGAAUUCUUGGAGGAGUUUGUGUUGUCAGUGGGAUUGUUCUGUUGGCAUUACCUAUCACUUUCAUCUAUCAUAGCUUUGUGCAGUGUUAUCAUGAGCUCAAGUUUAGAUCAGCUAGAUAUAGUAGGAGCCUCUCUGCCGAGUUCCUGAAUUAA
Messenger RNA from Marmota flaviventris (yellow-bellied marmot), 1894 nucleotides. RefSeq names its product potassium voltage-gated channel modifier subfamily G member 3 (gene Kcng3). Gene Ontology annotation, molecular function: delayed rectifier potassium channel activity; protein binding. The record is from RefSeq and is a predicted model, not a curated record. Gene Ontology annotation, biological process: action potential; protein homooligomerization; potassium ion transmembrane transport. Lineage: Eukaryota; Metazoa; Chordata; Mammalia; Rodentia; Sciuridae. Gene Ontology annotation, cellular component: voltage-gated potassium channel complex; membrane.